Cololabis saira (Pacific saury) is the source of this 1733-nucleotide messenger RNA. RefSeq lists its product as uncharacterized. The record is from RefSeq and is a predicted model, not a curated record. The transcript is spliced from 6 exons. Bases 627 to 1544 code for a protein of 305 amino acids. NCBI's taxonomy places the organism in Eukaryota, Metazoa, Chordata, Actinopteri, Beloniformes, Belonidae.
CGUUACUGAGUUCCCAUGCUACAAAAUAGACAUUCAUUCAAAAGUUUAUUGGUAUUGUUAUAUUUGCCAUUGCUUAUUAAGCUGAUUAAAAAUUCCUCUAAUCCUAAUAGACGCCUCUAAUAAGCAUGUAGUCACCAAGCUUUCAUCCAGGACCAUUGUUUGUAAUUGAGGAUGCCAGUAGUGCCCUCGCCCCUGGCAUCCUUCACAGUACAAUUAGAUAGGAUUGCACUGUAUGACAGACAUUCCAGUUAGUCUACAGUACACAUUAUGUCAGCGUCCGAUGAUUUCCUGCUGCUUUUAUUGUCUGUCUCGGCCCAUUGCAGCAUUAAAUGUAUAUUUAGCAAUAAGUAACUGCUUCAUAAAAUAUUCAAGAUUUUUUUUAAAUCGGAAAUCACAGAUAGGCCCAUAUUUCGAGUGUAUGCAGCAAGCUUCAGUAAAACAAAUGUGUGAUACUGAAGACUUAAACCAGUGGAAGUUUACACACUAUGUCCAGUAUUGACAGCAUAUUACAUCUUCUAUCGCUCCAUUUGCAAUAAGACUAUUAUGCAUGAAUAUACGUGCACUAUAAUCACUCGACAGCAAACAUAUCUGAGAUAAUCCCUCUCUGUUUCACUUUUAUUUGCAGAAUGACAAAGCCCAAAACAAGGCUGUGCCCCUCCUGCCAGGCCCCAAAUUCCCUUGUGAGGAAGAGCUGUCUGCGGUGUGUGACCCCACUUCAGAUUAAUGAAGCAUUAAAAAAAAAAAAAGCCAAGCUGAAUGACAGUGAGUGGGCGUCAUCGGUCAAAAAAAACAGAAAUUCCAGCAGGAUCCUCAAGUCGGCCCAGCUAUCUGUUUUAAAACUAAAUGAACUUGGAUGCUUCCCCCUUUUAUUUACUGGGCAUCAGGGCCGCAACGGGGAGAUCUACGGGGACAUGUUCCACCACAUCUCCCAAACUGAUGGAGUUCAGGACAUCAUCCAAAAGAUCAAGAAACUCUAUGAGCACCUCCUGAAAAAGUUGUUUGCUCCACAAGCAGCUGGGACACCAGCUGGUCCUGUGCCCCUGGUGGAAAACUGUCCACCUGCCCCCCCUGUGGACAACCAGUCUGGACCACAACCAGAUGGAGGAGGGGAAGAAGUAGUUGUUCUUCACCUUCCACCCAUUUCACCAACUUCCCCAUCUCAGCCCCUUCCAUUGUCUUCAGUCUCCUCUCAGCCUCCUCCUCCAUCCUCCUCCUCUCAGGUUCUUCCUCCAUCCUCGUCCUCUCAGCAUCCUCCCCCCUCCUCCUCCUCCUCUUCUUCAUCUUCCUCCUCCUCUCAGUCUCCUCCUCCAUCUCCAGUCUCCUCUCCGUGUCCUGCCUCUCCUUCCAAAAACAAGAAAAGACUCAAACUGAAAGAAUGCAGAAAACACAGGACCCAGAGGGUGUUCAUGUAUGAACGCAUUGUUGACAGAAGAGUUUUAAAAGGAGAAGAAGAAGUCAAAGUGCGGUGGAAACCAUGCUCUAAGUGUGGCAAGGAAUGGGAUGACACGUGGGAGCCAGCUCAACAGUACCGCAGCCCAAAAUAAACUGGUUUCCACAAGUUCUGUCCUGUUCCGUUCCUGUUCUGUGCAGUUAAUUUUAUUUCCAAAUGGCAACUUUAUUUUAUGAAUAUAUUUAUUUUAUUUCCACUUUAUUUUUGUUUGUUCAUAUUCCUUCAGUUGAAUGAUGUGGCCCCUUCUCAGUCACAUAAAAUGCAUUUUUCUAAUACGUUGGAU